Salpingoeca rosetta is the source of this 846-nucleotide messenger RNA. RefSeq lists its product as uncharacterized. The transcript is spliced from 3 exons. Lineage: Eukaryota; Choanoflagellata; Craspedida; Salpingoecidae. Gene Ontology annotation, biological process: retrograde vesicle-mediated transport, Golgi to endoplasmic reticulum. Gene Ontology annotation, molecular function: SNAP receptor activity. The record is from RefSeq and is a predicted model, not a curated record. The coding region runs from base 94 to 591 and encodes 165 amino acids.
GCUGCUGCUCACCUUCGUUGCUGUGCUUGUGUUGGUAAAUUCUCAGUUGGUAAAACGGGUUGAGUUGGUAAAAUGGGUUGAGUUGGUAAAAUUAUGACAAGAAGCCAGAAACAACACAGCACAACAAAGCGAAGCACAGCACAACGAACACACACGCACUCAGACACAGCAACAGCAAUGCGGGAGCGACGGCGGCGUGUGCAGCAGCAGGCUGGCGAGGCAGAUGUGACAAACAAGCUGCUGGAGGUGCGGCGGGAUCUUGAGCACAGCGUCAACCAAGGCCUCUCCUCCCUCGACGUGCUCGUGCAACAGAAUGAAGAGCUGAAGAGGAAUCGGGACACCACACACAAAGUCCAAACCGGCCUGACCACGGGGCUGGGUGUCCUCAAGACCAUGUCGCGCGACGAGAAGCUCAACUUCAUGGCGGCUGCUGCCGGCUUCACGGCAUUCUUUGUGGUGUCCUUGUUUGUGUUUUGGAGACGCACAUCUCUCUUGUGGCCCGUGUUUGUGCUUGCAUUCAUAGCUGUUGUCGUCUUGUUCGUCUACAUACUCCGUGCUUGCAAGGACUCCUUUCUCACGAAGCUCAUCUGAAGCCAGCGUUGUCGUCGUUGUUCGUGUCGUUGACGUUGAGCUGUGGCAAGACGUGAUGUAAUGGGACACACUCUGUGUGUCUUUCAGAUCUGUGCUUUCUUCUCGCCUCCCUUCCUCGUUCCCGUGUACUUCCACCACAUCACCCUCCCCCCCCCCAUCUUUCCUCCUUCGCCUCCCAGCCCCUCCUGUGUAACUGACCAACACCUGUAAGCAACAAUGUACACACGAUCCCUCAUACAUCCCCUUUUCAAGCAA